AUGUCUAUAUGGAACUACUGUGUUCUGCAGGCACUCGAUGCCACAACACAAAAACCAGCUGCUGGACAGCAGAAUGUGCCUGCCAAUUUCGCUACUCGCUCAGGGUCCAAUGCUGUUUUCAGAAUUUGCAGCCAUCCAAACGAAACUAUCAUAGGCGGGAAUGUGAUCCUGGUGUGCUACUACUCAAAGACUGAUUGGCUGCCAAUUAACUACACACUUUUCAGAAGCCAGACCAAGGCUGUAGGCUAUGCAACAACGUACAAGACUGAAGAAAGGGCUGUGUUUAACCUCACAGUCAUGUCCACCAGUGAUCUGGGUGAAUACAAGUGUAAAGCUCAAAGAUUUAAUAAAUCCAGAUACAGCCUUGGACUCAACAUUACAUUAAGAGUGGCAGAAGAGAAAAAGAACAAAAACUUGGUAGCAUACAUUGUGCCUCCCUUGCUGUUGCUGCUGUUGCUGCUAGCAGUAAGUGCAGCAAUUGCACUGCUGAUUCUUCCUUGGUGUAAAGCAAGAAAACAGAGUACAGGCAGCAAACCAACUGUUGUCGUUUCAGCCCAUCGCCCAAGCAGUGACAACGGUGACGUUUAUGAUACUGUAUAUGAAGAAAAUGAGUAUUGCAAUGUGAAACUUAAAACCAAAAAGGAAGACAACAGAAAUGUGAUCCUUGGUGGGGAUAGUACUGUGCACUAUGCAGAAGUUGUCAUCCGAAGAUAAAAAGGACUCUAGUUUGAUACAAGUUGUCUCAAGAUACUACAGCCAAGAUGACACAGCGGAUCUAGAGCCUUUCCUUUACCUUUUGACAUGUUCAAUAUUACCUGCUUUCCCCAGCUACGUGUCUCCAACCUGAGGUUCAGCAUUUAUUCAAACUGACACAGCAGCAAUCAAGGAAGUGGAAAACAACCACCUCACUUCACUGGUUCCAAG
This is a messenger RNA of Lacerta agilis (Sand lizard), 924 nucleotides long. RefSeq names its product mast cell immunoglobulin like receptor 1 (gene MILR1). The record is from RefSeq and is a predicted model, not a curated record. Bases 1 to 714 code for a protein of 237 amino acids. The transcript is spliced from 7 exons. Lineage: Eukaryota; Metazoa; Chordata; Lepidosauria; Squamata; Lacertidae.